AUGUCCUCACCACCCCCUCACCAACCCACUAACCCCCUCAAACGCCCGUCCCUCUCCUCCUCCGCCUCGCAACCCCUCGGCUCCAACCCCAAACGCCCACGCAUGCACCCACUCCGCCAGACCUCCUUCCCCGCCACCGUCGACACAGACCGCGCCUUCAGCGACGCCGGUAGCGUCACGGGCAGCUUCACGGGGAGCCUGGGCGGGACGAGCGCGGACGGGGUGUUCCUAGGGGCCGCGCGGAAGGGCAAACGCGGGAGGAAGAGCAAGGCCGAGAAGGAGCGCGAGCGCGAGCGCGAGCUGCGCGAGGAGGCGGGGAGUGUGCGUGGCGGCGAGGCGCGCGUUGGGUCUGUGGAUGGGGAUGCGAUGUCGGUGAAGGGGGGUGGGGGAGGGCGCGGGGAGGCGGCCGGCGAGGAUGCGGAUGAGGAGGAUGAUUUUGAGUAUGAGGGGGAGUUGUUGGGGGGUGAGGAGGAGGGGGUGAAGGAUACGGAGGCGGAGAAGAAGAAUCUUGCGUUGCUCGUGGAUGCCUUCAAUCCCAUUCAAUCUGAGAGAUAUGAUCUGUUCAAACGGGCCAAGCUACGCAAGGAGACCCUGCGCCGCAUCGUCAACCAUGCCCUCUCGCAGUCUGUACCGGCCAGCGUCGUCACCACCAUCAACGGCUUCACCAAAGUCUUUGCCGGCGAGAUCAUUGAGAAGGCCCGCACCGUGCAGGCCGAAUGGGCCAUUGCGCAUGACCAGGCCGCCCGCGCUGCCUUUGACGCGGAAGAGGCCGCCGCCGAGGCCAGGGCGGCCGAAGCUGCAGCUCGCGCCACGGCCACAGCGGGGACCCCGGUGACGGGCGCAGGUACGCCGGUGCCGGGAUCGCAGGGCUUGCAGCAUUCUCAGCCUCAGUCGUUCGUCAAGCAAGAGCCUUCGGAUAGCAACCGCUCCACCCCCGUCCCUCCUUCAUCUGCCUCUCCCAUGCCGGGCCCGUACCCCCCGUCGCAACAGCAACAGCAACAGCAACAGCAAAAGCCUCCACCCAGACCCAAACGGGAAUUUAAACCCCCGCCCAACCCGCACCGGGGCCAGCUGCUCCCCUGUCAUUUGCGCGAGGCGCUACGGCGGUAUAAACGCGACAGCGAGGGCGGGGGCGUUGGCUUCUCGGGCUUGAGUAUGGGCAAUCUGGGAGUUCGCGGGUCCGUUACUUGGAGCGCGGGCAGCACUGGGGGAAGACGGAUAUUCCGAUCCCACGCCCAUUUCAUCCCCCGAGAAGACAAGUCAACGCACACGCACACGCACACGCACCCGCAUCCGCACCGGUCCACCAAUCUGCUGCCCCUGUCCCAGUCCCCGUCCCCGUCCCCAACGACGGAAGUACUGAUCCACGUACACGAGCACAACCCUCACGACGUCGACGGUCGCCAGCAGAAGCAGGAUCUUGAUGACCAUCUUGGCGAAGAGGAGGAGGCCGGCGGAUGCGAGGACGGGUCGUUCCGUCUGAAUGGCUCCUGGGGCUGGAGCUGCAGCUGGGGCUGGGGCUUUGAGGGCGAUGAGGGCUGUGAUGGUGGUGUUCAUGGCUGCUGA
Molecule: messenger RNA, 1566 nt
Organism: Aspergillus clavatus NRRL 1
Lineage: Eukaryota; Fungi; Ascomycota; Eurotiomycetes; Eurotiales; Aspergillaceae
Product: transcription initiation factor TFIID subunit 11 family protein
Exons: 3
Coding region: 1-1566 (521 amino acids)
Biological process (GO): RNA polymerase II preinitiation complex assembly; transcription initiation at RNA polymerase II promoter
Cellular component (GO): transcription factor TFIID complex; nucleus
Molecular function (GO): transcription coactivator activity; protein heterodimerization activity
Source: RefSeq, a predicted model, not a curated record